Molecule: messenger RNA, 3096 nt
Organism: Fusarium sp. VM40
Lineage: Eukaryota; Fungi; Ascomycota; Sordariomycetes; Hypocreales; Nectriaceae
Source: the annotation of a GenBank genome assembly
AUGGCACUUCGACUGGCGCCAUACAACAAUGGCAUGAGACUCGGCCAGGGUUUCAAUUCCUACACCCAGCAGAUAUGUGUCGACGACGCGGUAGUCACAGACCCAGAUCGAAUUGACAACCAAGUCACCAACGAUGGUUUCACCAUGCGCGACUUGAGGUUCGCCAUCAGCGGUGCCCAUACCACUCACAGCCCCAGCAGUGAAGAAAGUGGCGAUACUGUCCUUGUGCCCUCGGCCGGUGAAGAGGGAAACGAUAGUAGUACCCUUGCAGCCAAAAGCUUCGCUUUCCAAUUUGAGCAGCGCGCUCAGCAGAUCAAGAAGCUCAUCGAGGACAUCAAUGCCUACGAAACUGAACUUGAAGAUGUUUCAAAGGUCGAGACUGCUGAGCGACGACAAAAAGCCCUGAUCUUGGAGAACAAGCGCAUCAAACUCUCCAAGCUGAAGACUCUUGAGGUUACAGAAGCCCUUAAAUCUGCUGAUUCUAAAGGCUUAGCUGAGGAACUUGCCAACCGCGGCCGAAGCCAAGUCGUUACUUACACCUCCCGCUUCGUCAGUAAGCUCAGCGAAGUGACAGACGAAAUGAACAUUUCUGGCUCCCUGUCCAUCAAAUAUGGUGCCAUUGGUGGCUCUGGUAAGGGAUCAUUCAUCGACUCGGACAAGUUCAAGGAGAGCGACUUGAACUUCUUCAUCAGCGUCAAAGUGAUCAACCAGUCAAUCAAUAUCAAGGAUGCCCUAGUAUACCAAGCACUGCCCUCUGUUGACGAAAAGAACUUUGUUGAGGUUUUUGGAGACUGCUUUAUUUCUGGAUUCCUGGAGGGUGGCGAGUUUAAUGCCCUGGUCAGCAUGAAAGUUCUUAACAAAGACAAGAAAACCGAAAUUGAGGCAGAGGCCAAGGUUGCUCUGACUAUCGGCCCCGUUGAGCUUGAGGCCGAAGCCAAGGUCAAAGUGGCUAAGAACAACAUUCAAGCCAACACUGAGACCACAAUCCAAGUUGGCUGGUCUGGUGGUGGAAGCAUCAAGCCAAUGGACGAACCCUGGAGUAUCGAUACAUUGAUGCAGACUGCGGCCAGAUUCCCAGACCUGGUAGCAAAGACCCCUCAGCGAACUUACGCGAUUCUUACCAAGUAUGAAGCUCUGCGAAGCUUCAUGAUGCUAAAGCCGGAGAAACUUUCGCCAAUCAUGUAUGAGAAUGCUGCAAUCUACACCAACGCCCUUCUGGAUGCGUACAUGGACUACAAGAACAUUUACCGAAACAUUUCCUCAGACCUCUUUGACAUUGACGCCGGAACAAAGAAAUUCGACAAGUCAAUGGAUACUGGCACUCUUGCCGACAAUACUACCCUUGUCAAGGUUGAUGACGAGUCAAAGUUCUCGGCCAGCUACAAGGGCAUGGAACUCGCGAGGAGAGCAUGCCGCUUCCAGAUGAUGAAGAUUGUCACAGAAGUGGACCUCGUCACGUCAAAACCCAAAUUGUCAACCGACGAGCUCCGGGGUGAACAGUUCCAGAGCCCAGUUUCAUUCAGAGAGAGGCUGCCGAAGGUUGUUUUGGAACGAACACCCCGCAAGUUGCAAUUGUUCGGCGACGAAGAACAGACGUACCAUCCUCUGCUUGAAGGUGCAUCUGGAAGUCAAGAGGAGGCAAACAAGGUCGCCUCGCUGGUGGCAGAUAAGAACGACAUCAGCGAGCACUUGCGUCUAGCCCCUCCUAUUGGAUCAGAUGAGGGGACUUUGUUCUGUAAUCUUGACUUUAUCAAGCCUACUUUCGCUCUGCUGCAAAUUAUCGUCGAGGUCUCAGACCGUGGCGUUGUGAGUGGAAUGAGAACUCGAUACUCCAACGGUCUGGUUACCAAUCUUGGAGCUGUUGGGACUGGGAAGCAGGUCACUUUGAACUUGCAUCCCGAGGAUGGAGAGAGGGUUGUGGCUUGCUCCAUCGAAGUCGGUCGUCCCACGGAUGAGUCCAAUGCAAAGGAGCGAGUCACUGCAGUUCGUCUGUAUACCAACCGUGGGCCUGAUCUCAUGGGUCAAGCCGAUAACUGGCAGCCUUCGCUGGAUGGCAAAGGCCAACGCGGGAAUACUUCCUUCGAAGGACUGACCUUGAAGCACUACGACCCUCUGCUGGCAGGUGGUCAUCUCAAAGGCUUCUGGGGACGGAGUAUCAACACUUCAACCUCGGGCAAGCGAACUGGCCUGUAUAGAAUGGGUCCCAUUUGGGGAGAUACCCAGGAUGAUUCUGCUGUGGCUGCCGGACUCGAGAGCGGAGAUGAUAACGAGCAGGACAGGCCAAAGACAGGAGGUGUAAGAGCGCUCGAUAUUGGGUGGAAGAUGGAGACCAACAUGACGCGCAGCACGACAGUCCGUUUCGAGAAGAGCCUGUCCUCAACACCACGAGUCAUCUACGGUCUUCGCCAAAUGGACAUCAUCUCUCCUCACGGUCCAAACAUUGCCGUCGAGACUCUCAAUCUCGGCAAAGAAGGCUUCGACCUGAAACUGUCAAGCUGGAGCAGUAUCGUGUUCAACACAGAGGCCAACUGGCUGACACUUCCUGGCAACAGCAACAUCAACUUCCAGUACGGCGAAUUAGACAGCUCCGAGCUCCCCGGCCGAGCGACUACCCAAAACGCCAGCUUCCGCGUCUACUUCGCUAAGCCGUACAAGACCGAGCCCAAGGUACAGUGCUGGUUCACAUCCAUCGUGCAGCCCAAGGGCUGGAGAUCUCUCCGCUGCAGUGUUUCCAACAUCACGCGCACAGCCUGUACUAUCACCAUGGAGACGUGGGCCGGCCGACAGUUCGACCGCGCAAAGGUGAUGUGGCUGGCGUGGGAUUCCGAGUACGAUGGCAAGAAUGUUCGUUCGGGCACGUCGUUCUUCAAGAAGGAUACGCCGAUCCAGGAUUUCCCCUGGUAUAAUGGCUCGUUCGCCAAGCAGCCUGUAGCGUUUGGGGCGAUCUGUCACAUUGACUUCCCUGAGCAGACGACUAAUCUUCGUUGCUACACGAAUGUUAUUGAGGCUACGAAAGAUAGACUCAAGUGGCAAGCUGGUACUUGGGCGGAUACGACAAUGGAUACGACUGGUAUGGUAUGGAUUGGAAUGGACUAA